AGCCGGUCUUCAUACAGAUCUUGAGAGUCGAGCAAAACAAAAACCACCAUAAACACCACCGAGUUGAGCGCAACCAAAAACCCACAAGAACCACCGAGUUGAGCCAAAGCAAAAAACCACUAAAACCACUGAGUCGAGCGAAUCUCCAAGCUCCUCCAAAUAAUCAACCUCCUCAAAUCCCCAAGCUCCUCUCACGCUCCUCAACCCUCCUCUAAAAAAAACCCCCACUCCUCCAAAAUGAAUCGCAAGAAUCUCAAAGCUUUUGCAUCAAAGCUCCAAUCACGAAGCGUCGUGUUCAUCGCUUCAGCCAUGGCCCACCAUUAUCCACCAGCCAAAAUGGCCUAUACUCUUCCAUCUCGAUCAGGGAAGGUCGAACAAAAUACCAACAACAACAACAACAACAACAACAACAACAACAAGAACGGGCAAACGGCAACAGCCCUAGCAAGCUCAGCCUCAACCCGCCUAACCCGCCCAAAAGACCUCUACAGCCAGCCCAACAACUACGCAAAGCUCGUCCUGGAUGCAUUCUGCAGCGGCAAGCCCGUGUCCUGCGUCUGCCUGCCGAUGAAAGGCGACCGGCUGCGCGCGCACCUCCAGGGGCCAUACCCGACCACCCACGGAACCCAGUUCCGGGCCGACGACAUCGAGUACGUCAUCCACCUGCUCGAGGGCAUGAGCCGGUGCGAGACCUGCCUCCGCGAGCUGCCAAGCAUGGCGCAGCUGCAUGGGCUCAGCACCGAGACGAUCGAGCGAUCCCGGCUGUUCUACCAGUCGCUGCAUCAGGCAUUUGUGGGGAGUGCAGAACUCCAGAUCGACAUGUACUACUGCUCGUUCGCGGUGGAGCAGAUGGAGCGGAUGGCGGCGAGCAUCGGGCGGAUUAUUGCGGCGGCCAGUGCGAAGCCGCGGUUUGAUCGGGAUGCCUGGUAUGUGGUGUUGAACCAGGCGGAGCGGCUGAUGAAGGCGGCUACGACGUUGCAGGAGAGGGUGGAGCAGGCUGCUCGGUUCUGAAGGGGUGCCUGGAAGGCGGAACGUCCCGAUGGCGACACGUGAAGGAGGGACGGUGUCGAUGUGACAACAUUCUUACAACGUUGAAUGGGGAAUGAGCUAUACGAUACAAAGCCUUACGCCAAACAUCCGUACGGCAAACAAGCUUCGACAAAGACUUUACAAUAUACAUCGUUGCGACAGAUAGCACUCAUACGACAGAUAGCCUCUAUGGCAAAACAUCCAUACGACAGAGGACCCAAACAAACGGCAAACCUGAUUAUGGAGGGACGAUCCAAAAGAGGAUCACCUAGAUGAGACACGCGGAGGCAUUGACGAUGGUUUUGGGGGAACGCUGUCUGAAGGACAAUCAUGUGUAUCAAACUUAUGUAUAAAGCCAGCCUUACAGCGGCAGUCAGCGGAACAAGAGAUCAGAAAAC
Molecule: messenger RNA, 1427 nt
Organism: Aspergillus japonicus CBS 114.51
Lineage: Eukaryota; Fungi; Ascomycota; Eurotiomycetes; Eurotiales; Aspergillaceae
Exons: 1
Coding region: 337-1011 (224 amino acids)
Source: RefSeq, a predicted model, not a curated record